This is a messenger RNA of Bactrocera dorsalis (oriental fruit fly), 2099 nucleotides long. RefSeq names its product kelch-like protein 1. The record is from RefSeq and is a predicted model, not a curated record. NCBI's taxonomy places the organism in Eukaryota, Metazoa, Arthropoda, Insecta, Diptera, Tephritidae. The transcript is spliced from 10 exons. The coding region runs from base 329 to 2014 and encodes 561 amino acids. Gene Ontology annotation, molecular function: protein binding.
UUUCUCUAUCCAGUCAACUGUCAAACGCUUAUUUUGAGGCGCUCUCACACUGGAAUAAGUUGGGGAUCUCUUUAUCUCAGUUUAACUUUAUUUAACGAGUUGUGUAGUGACAAGUGAACAUAACAGAUUAUUAUUCCUGGUAUAAGUGUUGAAAUAUCGGAAAGCUGAAUUUCUAUUGCUUUUGCUUCUGAUCACUAUUACAAUAACGAGAGGUUCAGGAACGUUCCAUUAAAAGCUGCGAUAACUACAAAUAAAAAACUGCGGUUAGCAUAUUACCAGACACGGACUUCAACGCGCCACCAAAGUUGCCAAGGAAAGUUAAGUAACAAUGGCCACGAGUUCUUCCCAAACACUUGCUCUUCAGAGGAAUUCCUCUGAGCAGAACCGCUUCAUGGAGAAAUUAAUGACGAAAAUAUUUAAUUUCUACGACGAGCAGUCUCUAAUCGAUGUGACAUUUAAAGUUUCAAAUCCCACGGCUUUUGUACCCGCGCAUCGUUUGGUACUUGCAGCAGCGAGUCCUUACUUCGAGAACCUUUUCAAUGGCAAUCAAGGCACUAAUCCUAUCAUCGAGAUAAAUGAUAUCGAUAGCGAUAUUUUUGAGCAUCUAGUAAUCUUUUGUUACACCGGACAGGCCCACAUUACCGUUGACAAUGUCGCUGCCAUGCUAAAUGCGGCAAUCGUUUUGCAAUUGGACGAUGCCAUAACCAGUAUUGUAGACUAUCUCAUGGCACAUAUCGAUGAAUACACUUUGCAGGGCGCUUAUACGCUGGAGCGUGAAAUGAAAUGUGAACUUCUUAGGCAGAAAAUCUUCGAAUACGAGACACAGAACUUCAUGGAGAUCAGCCGAAGCGAUGAGUUUUUGAAUUUUGAUGUAGAAAAAGUGCAACGUAUUCUGGUAUCUGACAAUUUGAAUAUAACCCGUGAGGAAAAUGCCUACGAUGCCAUACAACGCUGGUACAAUUACGAUGUUCCUGCACGUCAAGAGCAACUGCCACUUUUAAUAGCUUGUCUCCGGCUUACCCAAUUCAAAGUGGACUUUCUGAUGACACACAUACAGCCGUUACCUGGAUGUGAGCUACUGGCCUUCAAGGCGUUAUCGUGGAUCAGAGAGCCUACAACACGGCCAAUGAUAAAUAUGCGAUUUACGAAACCACGUGGGAUCAGUGCUACAAAUUGUGAUGAGAAAACAAUCCUAGCGCUUUGCUCUACGCUGAAUCCCAAGCUGCUGCAAUAUAACAAAACUGAGGAUAAGUGGCAGGAAUAUGCGAUAAUAAAAAUGGAUUAUGAACUGUAUAGAACUAUUUUAAAGGAUGAUAAUUUAUUUUUUAUUGGCGGUUGUAAAAAGAUGGCCAGACUUAACGUUGUCCGUAGCUGGAAUAUACGAAAUAAGACAUGGCAAAAUUUGCCCGGCAUGAUCGAAGCAAGAAGGAGACACUGCGUUGUCGAAUUAAAUGAUAAAAUCUACGCGAUUGGUGGUUAUGGAGAUAAUGUUCUGUCGUCGGUGGAAAGAUACUCGACUUCUGAUGGUUGGAAGUUCGUGAACAGCUUAAUUGUUGAACGAUAUGACGCAGGUGCAGUGACAUUAAAUGGUAAAAUUUACAUAAUGGGCGGUUGUAAUGGCAAAAGUCAAUCAUUAAAAUCCGUCGAAUGCUACAAUCCGGAUUCAAAUACUUGGAAUUAUUGCGCAGAUAUGACAGAACAUCACAAUUUUGCUUGUGUAACUGUACAUAAAGGUCACAUUUAUGUUUUAAGCCGUAGAGGUUCUGAACGAUACGAUCCUCAGCAAAACACGUGGUCACAGAUUUGCUUUUUGAACGUUUGUCCUGGUAGGAUGACUUGCGUAUCACUAGACAAUAAACUUUGGGCCAUUGGUGACAGGUCUAAAUCUGCUGGCAAGCCAUGUUUAUCAGUCUUUGAUGAAGAAAAUUCCUGUUGGGUAGAAAGGUGCUCAUUACCCGAAAGUAAUGUGUUUAACGGUUUUGUUGUGCCUGAAUCCUUGCUGUCGUCGAUGUGAAUAAAUAAUUUAAUUAUUUUUCCGUUUUUCGAUUUAACAAAUUCUUUUAAAAUAAAUUAUCUUAUAAAUAUAAUAUAAACUUUCA